Molecule: messenger RNA, 444 nt
Organism: Vairimorpha ceranae
Lineage: Eukaryota; Fungi; Microsporidia; Nosematidae
Product: histone H3
Exons: 1
Coding region: 1-444 (147 amino acids)
Cellular component (GO): nucleosome
Molecular function (GO): protein heterodimerization activity; DNA binding; structural constituent of chromatin
Source: RefSeq, a predicted model, not a curated record
AUGGCAAGAACAAAACAAUCUGCAAAAAAGACAACUGGAGGUAAAGCUCCCAGAAAGCAAUUAGCUGCUAAGUCUACGAAAAAGACACCAACCGGCACACCUGGAUCAACAGAGAAGAGGACUAAGCAGAGGCAUAGAUCUGGUGCACUUGUUCUUAAGGAGAUAAGAAGAUAUAGGAAAGGUACAGAAUGUUUAAUAAGGAGACUUCCUUUUCAGAGACAUUGUCGUGCAAUUGUAAGAGAAUCUAAUAAUGCAGCCGAAAUUAGAUUUCAAGGACCUGCUCUUGCAGCUAUUCAAGAGGCGGUAGAAUGUUAUCUUGUAGGAUUAUUUGAAGAUUCACUUCUAUGUGCUACACACGCUAGAAGAUGUACAGUUAUGGCUAGGGAUAUACUUCUUACACUGAAAUUAAGAUCUAGGGUUAUUAAUACAUGGACUGAGCCUUAA